GUUGGUUAUUAAGUAAAAGAGGAAGUUUAGAUGAAGGUCUUAAUUUAAUUGAACUUGGAAGAAUUUCAAAUCAGUCACGUUUAGAAAAGGCAGAAUAUUUUCAUUUCUUGGGUAAAGCCAAGAUUUUGAAUUUCACCAACAUGCUUUUGCAACAGAAUCGUUUGAUAUUUGAAAAUAUUCAAGACUCGG
This is a messenger RNA of Dentiscutata erythropus, 189 nucleotides long. The record is from the annotation of a GenBank genome assembly. Lineage: Eukaryota; Fungi; Glomeromycota; Glomeromycetes; Diversisporales; Gigasporaceae.